This is a messenger RNA of Baudoinia panamericana UAMH 10762, 909 nucleotides long. RefSeq lists its product as uncharacterized. Gene Ontology annotation, biological process: thiamine biosynthetic process. Lineage: Eukaryota; Fungi; Ascomycota; Dothideomycetes; Mycosphaerellales; Teratosphaeriaceae. The record is from RefSeq and is a predicted model, not a curated record. The transcript is spliced from 2 exons. The coding region runs from base 1 to 909 and encodes 302 amino acids.
AUGGCUCUGCCAAAGACUGCGAUCAAGGUCGCUCUGGACUGGACGCCAAACACGAUCCACAGUGGCUUAUUUAUAGCCAAAGAAGCAGGCAUUUACAGCAACCGUGGGCUCGAGGUCGAACUGCUGCCGCCUGACGAUGACUAUAGCAAGACACCUGCGAAGCGACUUGAGCAUGGCGAAGUGGAUUUGGCAAUCUGUCCGUCAGAAUCAUGUAUCGCGUAUCAUGAGUCUGGUAAGGUCAGGCUACAAGCUGUAUACGCGAUCCUGCAACGAGAUGCUUCAGCCAUUGUAUCAACGUCGCUUGCCCGCAUCAGCGAACUCGGAAGUGGCAAAACCUACGGCAGCUAUAACGCCCGCUAUGAAGAUGACAUUGUCCGAGCCAUGAUUCGCGCAGAUGGCGGAGACAGUACCGGCGUCAAGAUUGAACGACAGCAGGGUAAACUUAGCCUGUUCGAUGCGGUAAAGAAGGGCCAACUUGACGCAACCUGGAUCUUUAUGCCGUGGGAAGGCGUGGAGGCAGAGCUCAACAACGUCAAGUUGCACGCCUUUAAGCCGGAAGAUUACGGUGUUCCGUACGGCUACUCGCCGGUCAUCGCUCGGAACGCAGCUUCUUCGAAGCUCGAUGACGAAGCUCUGUGGAACUUCGUUGCGGCGACCAUGGAGGGCUAUCGGUACGCCGUCAACAGUGUUGAUCAAGCUGUGGAUGCCCUGAGCAGGCAUUGCAACCCACCUCGAUCAGAGGAGUUCCUUAGGAGGAGCCAGGAAGCCAUCAACGAGUACUAUUCUGAUGGCUCGACGUUGGGGAGGAUGUCGGCGCAGAAGUGGAAGGCCUGGAUUGAUUGGCUCAGUACGCACGAGAUGUUGAAGGGCAGUAGCAUUGACGCAGAACAGCUCUUCAAGAAUAUAUAA